Molecule: messenger RNA, 909 nt
Organism: Aspergillus welwitschiae
Lineage: Eukaryota; Fungi; Ascomycota; Eurotiomycetes; Eurotiales; Aspergillaceae
Product: oxidase ustYa family protein
Exons: 4
Coding region: 1-909 (302 amino acids)
Biological process (GO): mycotoxin biosynthetic process
Source: RefSeq, a predicted model, not a curated record
AUGGAAGCCAUGUUGCCCACCCCCAACAACUGGGACGAGAAUAGUGACAAGGACAUCGAAUCUGUCUCUCCAUUCACUGGCUUGCUAAAUGAAACCAAGACCAAAAUCGCAUCAUCACCAGUGACAAAGACAUCAACAUUUCUUCGGAAAUAUGCAGAUGCUCGUCUACUAUUCGAAGGCUUCCUUGUGUUUUGCCUCGUCGUGGCUCUGAUAUCGAAUGCCGGAAGUUCCCACAAAACGGAUAUAGUCGACAAGAGAAGCUUUGGACCAACACUACCGCGAAAGCCCGUCAUAUUUGGCAAUACCGCCGGUCUUGGCCCCAAUCUCGUCUAUCAUGACACUGAAAUGAUGUGGAACAAGACCAGGAUGCAAGAGAUCCAUAGGAACUGGCAUUCCCUGUUUCCGCAGAAAUUUUGGUCUUACAUGUGUUCUUUUAUUCUCAAAGCUGGUCGCGGCUACAUUACUGUAUCCGCCGAGGAAGAAGAGUUUGAAGUCCUGCACCCUGCAUUCAAAAUGGACAACGUCUUCGAACAAGGCGAUCACUAUGAGGGCCACAUAAUGGCGGUUUAUCACCAGCUACACUGUCUUUCUAUCUUGAUGACCGCCUUGGGCACUUCUCGAGAAGAGUGGGCGAUGCUGGAGACACAGAAGGUAGAGCAUCGGGCUCACUGUGUUGAAUAUCUUCGGCAGAGCAUUCUGUGUUCCGCGGAUACCACCCUGGAGGGCGAGACGGGGGCUUGGGCCAAGAGUACAGGAUGGGGACAGACACAUUCUUGUGUCGACUUUGAUGCUCUCACGGAGUAUGCUAAUAAGCGGGCCAUGUGGAACCUGACAGAGCGACUGUUGCCGGACAGUUUCGAUCCUCUCAAGGUUCCUGAGCAUGGAGAGGGCCAUGAAGAUGAACACUAG